This is a messenger RNA of Zea mays, 5127 nucleotides long. Its product is annotated as translocase of chloroplast 159, chloroplastic. Gene Ontology annotation, cellular component: chloroplast outer membrane. The transcript has 2 exons. Gene Ontology annotation, molecular function: GTP binding; GTPase activity. The record is from RefSeq and is a predicted model, not a curated record. Bases 110 to 3574 code for a protein of 1154 amino acids. Gene Ontology annotation, biological process: protein targeting to chloroplast. NCBI's taxonomy places the organism in Eukaryota, Viridiplantae, Streptophyta, Magnoliopsida, Poales, Poaceae.
AAAAAAUAAACAAAAAAUCAUUUCUUUAAUCAGAGAGAAACCAGCGGAGCCGACGCUUUCGAAUCCAAAAUUUUUACUAGGACUCGGCGAGCUCGCCUACCGCGCCGCCAUGGCGCUGCUGGUGCGCGCGCGGCUCUCCUCGCUGGACGACGACGAAGACGACUGGGCCUCGGCAUCCUCGCUCUCCUCGGCCGCCUCCUCCCCGCCGCUCUCGCCCGCCGCCGCCUCCCCUCCGCCGCGUGCAGCGGUGCUCGCCGCCCCGCGGGUCGCGGCGCAGCUCUCGUCCACGGAGGAGGACGUCAGCGAGCCCUUCGACGGUACCUCCAGCUCCGGCGACGACGCCGACCUGGACGAGGAAGUGUCCAACGGCUUCUUCUUCAGCGUCGCCAGGGUACCGCCGCCCGAGGACCUUAGCACGGUCCCCGGCGGCGAGGCGGCGAGGGCUGUUUCUGGGGCGGAGCCCGAGGGAGGGGACGGCUGGGGCACUGCGGAGGAGCCGCUGGAGGACAGCUUGGUGAGCGCCGAGAGCGUCUUCGAAGCGCUCGAUGCCGGCGUCAUUGCGGAUGGCGACGGUACGGGCGCCGAGGGUUCUCUGGGUGGUAGCUUCCUCAUUUCCGGGAGCUUCAUUGGCACGCAGAACGGCAAGGAGGCUGCUGCGUCAGGUGAUUUCGUGCUCGUUUCAGAUGGUGCUGUGCUGAAGGAUGAUGACAAGCAGGGGGAGGAGGUUGGCAAUGACGCUGCGUCUGAGCCUUUAAUGAUGCAUGUUGCCGGUGUCGAUGACCUGGGCACCGUGGAUGUUUUGGAGGGGAUGCUUGAUCGUGAGGUUGCUGAAUUGCUUCCUAUUCCCAGUGCUACAGAAGGAGAUGGUGCUGGUGCUGAAAUUCACAGCAGUGAGUCCGAUGCAGAAGCUAGUACAACCAAUGUUGAUGCUAGUCCUGAUUAUGCUGCCACACGAGAUGUCACAUCUGAUGUCGCGCGAGUUCAUGGUAAAGUUGAUGACCCAGACUCCAUUGCAGACGAUGGUCAUGAUAAGGUAGAUGAGGAAGCUGAUGGUGACCAUGAAGCUUCUGAUGACCUUAAAUUCAUGCCGAUCUCUUCAAGUGAGGAUGCUGUGGAACUUGCAAAAGAAUUGGAGGACAACAUGCCUACUUCCAAAGGCAUGCACUUUGGUGUGGAUGACUCAGAUGAUGUGGAGAUCUAUGGUGAUGAUGAAUUUGUAGAGGGGAUGGAUGGAAAGGAGAUCGAGCUUUUUGAUUAUGCAGCUUUAAUCAAGCUUCUAAGGGCUGCAAGCAGCUCACCUGAACAAGGCAAGGCUAAGGUUUUCCCAGUUGAAUCUUCCGAACCCAGGCGUCUGCCUCCUACUGUAGCAAGCAAUACUAGGACGAGUGUGGCUUCUGCUCCUGUGCCAGAAGUAACUGCUGACCUUGAGAAAGAGAUGACAGAUGAGGAAAAUAAGAUAUACAGAAAGGUGGACAUGGCACGAAUCAAGUACAUGCGUCUUGUUCAUAGAUUGGGGUAUGAUAUUAACCAUCAGGUACCAGUACAAGUGUUGUAUCGGCUUAGUCUUGUUGAAGGUUUUAAGCGCGGAAGGAUGACAAACCAUUCCUCAGAGACCGAGAAUGCCUGGAAGAGGGCUUUGCAGCAUGAGGCAGAGGCAAUUGAUGACCUUGAAUUCUCCUGCAAUGUUUUGGUCCUUGGGAAGACUGGAGUGGGGAAGAGUGCAACAAUAAAUUCCAUCUUCGGGGAAGAUAAAUGCAAAACAAAUGCUUUUCUACCGGCAACAUCAUCUGUGAAGGAGAUUACUGGAGUUGUUGAUGGUGUUAAGUUUCGUGUCAUUGACACCCCUGGGCUUGGGACUUCGUCCAAGGAUGAAAAAUCAAAUAGGAAAGUUCUCAAUGCUGUCAAGAAGUAUAUGACGAGAUGCCCUCCAGAUAUUAUUCUGUAUGUUGAUAGGCUUGAUACCCAGCGAGAGGAGGCAAAUAGCCUAUUCCUCUUGCGAAGCAUUACCAGUGUGCUAGGCCUGUCAAUAUGGCCCAGAACAAUUAUUACUCUCAGUCACUCAGGAGGUGCCCCCCCAGAAGGCCCUAAUGGUUCGGAGGUGAACUAUGAUAUUCUUGUGACUCAUCGAACUCGUGCAAUUCAGCAAAGCAUCCGGCAGAUAACUAAUGAUCCUCAAAUUGAGAAUCCAGUGGCUCUUGUGGAGAAUCAUCAUCUGUGUCGGAGGAAUGCAGAAGGUGAAAAGGUCCUUCCUGAUGGCCUUAUUUGGAGGCGGUUCCUCCUCCUCCUAUGCUACUCACUGAAGUUGAUUGCUGAGAUCGAUAACCUCUCAACCCGUCGUGCUUCUUCUACAGGUUUUUUAGGUCACUUUUUCCAAGUGCCUCCAAUUCCUUACUUCUUAUCGUCUUUGUUGCAAUAUAGAGAGCACCCUAGGCAUUCCAAUGAACUGAAUGUUGGGAGCCUGGACUCAGAUUUUGACCUAGAUGAAUUGUUGAAUGGGGACCAAGAGGAUGAAGAAGAUGACUAUGAUCAACUUCCUCCCUUCAAGCCACUAAGCAAAUCCCAGGUUGCAAAGCUCUCCAAGGAGCAACAAAAGUUGUAUUUUGAUGAAUAUGAUUACCGAACUAAGCUUCUUCAGAAGAAGCACUUGAAGGAACAGCUUGGAAGAUUUAAGGAAAUGAAGAAGAAAGAGUUUGAUGAUAAUGAUGUACCUUCUGAUGAUCAUCCCGAUGAUGGAUAUGAUACAGAUAGAUAUCCUAUGCCAGAAUGGACCUUGCCAUCUUCAUUUGAUUCUGAUGAUCCUGUGUACCGCUAUCGGUGCCUUGUGUCUACACCAAACCUCAUGGUGCGUGCUGUUAACAAUCCUGAUGGAUGGGAUCAUGAUUGUGGAUUUGACGGUGUGAGUGUCCAACACAACCAUAAUGUUGCUAACAAAUAUCCAGCUUCUCUGUGGGUUCAAGUUAACAAGGACAAGAGGCAGUUCACCAUUCAUUUGGAUUCCUCAAUGUCAGUUAAGCAUGGUGACUAUGCCUCGAGCCUGGCUGGCUUUGACAUCCAAACAAUGAUGAAUCAGCUUGCUUACACCCUCAGAGGUGAGACCAAAUUCAAAGGCUUCAAGAAAAACAUCACUACUGGUGGUUUAUCCAUGACUUUUUUGGGAAAUAACAUGGUAGCUGGAGCAAAGCUUGAAGACAAGCUUUUAAUUGGUAACAGGCUAACACUGUCAGGCAACACUGGUGCUGUAUCCAUGAGAAGUGAUGCUGCAUAUGGAGUGAAUGUGGAGGCAACUCUUCAUGAAAAAACCUAUCCUGUAGGUCAAGGCCUUGCCACUUUGGGUGCAUCCUUAGUGAAAUGGCGAAAAGAGUGGACCAUGACUGCAAAUUUAGAUUCCCAUGUAUCUAUCGGAAGGUCUUCAAACAUGGCAGUUCAUGUUGAUGUAAACAACAAACUAACUGGACGGGUCAGCAUCAAGGCCAGCACUUCAGAACAGUUGAACAUUGCCCUUUUAGGUACCUGUUCAGUGAUAAUGUAUUUGUGGGACAAGAUACACCCUGGUGCAGAUUCUAAUGAUGACUAGCACUGGUGUAUUCAGGACUCCCAAGAUCCAAGCAGUCACAGGUUGGCAAGCACAUCAUUUGUGCACCCAGCUUGUGAUUCAAGAACUGGAAGUAGCUGUAAACUGUACACUCUGGCAACUUGCUAGGAAUGGAAGUUGAACCAUCGCUUUCUGUCAAGAAUCAAGAUAAGUGUAGCUGUGCUGCCGUUUCUUUCUUUUUUCCAUCCAGUGCGCAGUUGGUGGCCAACUUCAUGGUUAUCAUCACAUAUUUUGUCAAAAAUGUAAUUAGUAACACGUCUGAUGGUUCUCGGCUAAUUGUGCCACAACUUGACUAAUGCUAGUCAGUCAAAUUAAACUAACCUUGACAGAAAAAGUUAGGCAAACUAUGAUAAGUUAGGUAGGGAACCAAACAGGUCCAUAAUGCCCCCAAAAAUUGCUGUCCUUUGAGCCUCCCUUUCAUUAAGCAGUUUCAUCUCUUCUAACCAGAAAUGUGUGGCCCCUAAAAAUUAGUUUCUGAUAGCUUUUCUUUAGGCUGGCAAUACGCUGUCAUGAUUUACGUGAUAAUUUUGCAGCAUAUCAGAUUGGCGAAGUCUUUUGUUUCUGCUAAUAUCGUAGUGAUUUCUUUGUGUAUAUCUGGAGAUAAGAUAAGGUGCUCGAGAAAGUAAGCAAGGGGACUGGCCCCCACUGGGUUUGGCUUGCCCCUGCAAGUGGGAGACAGUCUUUUGCAUUAUUGUUUAGAAUAGGAUUCUUAGGCCAUUAAUCCAUAGGAAAAGAGGAGUCCAGUUUUAUAAAGGGUCUCCUUUUAUUCUUCUUUUUUCCUGGGUGACUUCUGUGUUCUGUCCAAAUUAUAGCAACGAAAUGAUACUGCACAUAUAGCAAACCAUAUGAUAGUGCAAAGAUAUAUUUGGAAAAGAAGCUCUCAGCUUUAUCGCAGGGUGCAGCUUUUAAUAGGUUUUGUCUUUGAUCUUCACUGAACUCCCGAGAUCUUUUGAGGUUUGUUGCUUCAAAUUUGCAAGUGUUGAGAUCAUUAAUCUUCCGUGGGCACGUAGCUGGCUGGAUUCAUGGUUCCUAAAAUCCCAGCAGAUCAUAAGGAAAUGAAAAUGGCCUUUCUUCACAACCAACUGAAUCAAAUCACCUUGACAUGCAAAGCCGUUGCAUUAUUUUGCCAGCCAUGUCAGUUUCUAGACGUUUCUUUGCAAGAAGAAAACACGAAUUCAGUUCAUGAGCAUGUUUGCCUCUCAUGGCUGUAGGAUUAAACCACCCAACAGCUGAAAAGAUCAAGAAGGCAGUAAAGAAGUUUUGGACAGAGCAUAGAGAUAAAGCAUCACCACUAGAAGAAGAAUCUUCUGAACCUGGAAGCAAAGGUGGACACGCAGAGCAGGAAGAUUUGUUUUCUAGAUUAUUCACAGGCUCCCCUACUUACAAGAUUUCUGGAAAACAAGUUCGUAGUGGCUACACAAGUUUCAGAUCUCCCUCUUGAGCCCACCACACCCAUGACUCAUGCCAUGCAUGAACUUCCCAGGAUCUCACAGGCUCACAGCCACUCCCCAAGACCAGAGACAUGGACUACGUAC